GGCCCGUCUGCAACCUACCGGCCGACCACGCUUCCCUGGUCAAGAGCUGGGCCGAAGACUCGGGGGGGGGCGGCGGCGGCGGCGGUGGCACCGGCGUCCCGCCGCGCCGCCCGCCGCGCCGCCCGCCCCCCGCCCGUCCCCCCGCCGAGCGGCUGGGGGCCACCUCGUUGCUGGAGCUGGCCCGCGGCCCCCAACCCGGGGGGGACCUGGCCGUGUUGGCCGCCAUCGCCCUCACCCGGGGGGGGCAGCGAGGAGGAGGAGGAGGAAGAGGAAGAAGAGGAAGAAGAAGAAGAGGAGGAAGAGGAUGGCGGCGGCGGCGCGCCCCCCCAGAUCCCGGCCGUUCCCCACCGCGAUCCCGCCGUCUUGCUGGAGCACAACUACGCCAUGCCGGUGCGGGCAGGGCCCCCCGCUCGCCGCGGCGGCGUCGCCGAAAGCCCGGCGGCCGCCCCGCACCCCGCCGAAUCGCUGCGCCUGGAACCCGCCGCCGCCGAGGUGCUGGAAGCCCCCGAGGAGGUGGUGGUGGAAGCCCACCCCGAGGCCGAAGGGCACCCCCCGCCGCCGGCGCACCCGCCGGCGCCGCCGGCCCCCCGCCGCAAGCGGCAUCGCCCCCCGCCGGUGCCCGCUUCUUCGGGGUCCAGCGAGAGCGAGGAGGAGGAGGAGAGCAGCAGCGAGGAGGAAGACGAAGACGAGGAGGACGAAGAAGAGGGGCCGCGGCGGUGGCUGCGUCCCCGGGGGCCCCCCUCGGCUCGGCGUUCCCCCCCGCCACGGUCCUUCGCCCCCCGCAGCGAGUUCGAGCAGAUGACCAUCUUGUACGACAUCUGGAGCACGGGGCUGGACGCCGAGGACAUGCGGUUCCUGCGCGUCACCUACGAGCGGCUGCUGCAGGAGGAUAGCGGCACCCACUGGCUCAAUGACACCCACUGGGUGCACCACACGGUGACGAGGACGAGCAGCCCGCGGCGGCGGCGCCGGUGGCCGGAGACGCGGGAGCACCGGACGGGCAGCGCCCGCAGCGAGGGUUACUACCCCAUCAGCCGGCGGGAGAAGGCGCGUUACCUGCACCCCUGCCCCGCGCCCCCCCAGGACCCCGACGUCCCCGACACCCAGGGUCCCAACCGCGUGCUGUCGGAGCGACGCUCGGAGCAGCGCCGGCUGCUCAGCGCCAUCGGCUCGGCCGCCCUCCUCGAUAGCGACCUGCUGAAGCUCAACCAGCUCAAGUUCCGGAAGAAGCGGCUGCGGUUUGGGCGGAGCCGCAUCCACGAGUGGGGGCUCUUCGCCAUGGAGCCCAUCGCCGCCGACGAGAUGGUCAUCGAGUACGUGGGGCAGAACAUCCGCCAGGUGGUGGCGGACAUGCGGGAGAAGCGUUACGUCCAGGAGGGCAUCGGCAGCAGCUACCUCUUCCGCGUGGACCACGACACCAUCAUCGACGCCACCAAAUGCGGCAACCUGGCCCGGUUCAUCAACCACUGCUGCACGCCCAACUGCUACGCCAAGGUGAUCACCAUCGAGGCGCAGAAGAAGAUCGUCAUCUACUCGAAGCAGCCCAUCGGGGUCAACGAGGAGAUCACCUACGACUACAAGUUCCCCAUCGAGGACACCAAGAUCCCCUGCCUCUGCCGCACCGAGAGCUGCCGCGGCACGCUCAACUAGCCCCGCGCCGCGCGCCGUGGGCCGGGUGUGGCCACUGCGGUUGGGGUGUGGCCGCCGCGGUUGGCGUUUGGCCAUCACAGUUGGGGUUUGACCACCACGGUUGGCGUUUGGCCAUCAGGGUUGACGUGUGGCCACCAUGAUUGGGGUUUGGCCAUCACAGUUGGGGUUUGACCACCACGGUUGGCGUUUGGCCAUCACGGUUGACGUGUGGCUACGACAGUUGGUUUGAGGAUGCCAAGGUUGACGUGUGGCCACCGUGGUUGGCGCAAGGAUGCCAAGGUUGACGUGUGGCCAUCGUGGUUGACGUUUGGCCACCGUGGUUGACGUGUGGCCACCGUGGUUGGCGCAAGGAUGCCAAGGUUGACGUGUGGCCAUCAUGGUUGACGUGUGGCCACCACAGUUGAUGUUUGGCCACCGUGGUUGACGUGUGGCCGCCAUGGUUGACGUGUGGCCGCCAUGGUUGACGUGUGGCCGCCACAGUUGAUGUUUGGCCACCGUGGUUGGCGUUUGGCCACCGUGGUUGGCGUGUGGCCACCGUGGUUGGCGUGUGGCCACCACGGUUGACGUUUGGCCACCACGCUUGGCGCGAGGAUGCCAGGGUUGGCUCGAAGCCGCCGCGGUUGGCCCGUCAUGGCGGCCGCCGCGUCACCGUGAGGUGGCCGCCUCACCCUUGACGUCAGGUCAUCGAGCUCGGCCCCCGGGGUCGCCGUGACGGCGCCGCCCCUGCCCGCCGCUAUGAUGUCACCACCCCUCCUACCCUCCCCUCGCCCGGCCAGAGAGCGGCCACCGUGAUGACGGCGGCGCCGUGAUGACAUCAGCACCGUGACGUCACCGCCGCCCCUCCCUUUUCCCCCGGAGAAGGCUCUUCCUCCUUUGGCUGUUUCUUGUAGAAACUCGGGGUGCGGCCGGGGGGGUGGGUGGGGGGGGCUGAGACCCCCUGGGGGGGGAGGGGGGGGUUUAGGGGGGUCCUGCCCCUCCCCCUGCCCCCCCUGCCCCUCCCCCCGGGGUUCCCCUCCCCCCCCCGCUCUGUAAAUACCCCCGGGGGGGGUGUAAAUACCCUGUAAAUGCCCCUCCCCCCCUCUGUACAUAUGUUGAUACGGGGGCGCCCCCGGGCCCCCCC
Messenger RNA from Grus americana (Whooping crane), 2770 nucleotides. Its product is annotated as histone-lysine N-methyltransferase SETD1A-like. The transcript is spliced from 6 exons. Bases 385 to 1650 code for a protein of 421 amino acids. Gene Ontology annotation, cellular component: Set1C/COMPASS complex. Lineage: Eukaryota; Metazoa; Chordata; Aves; Gruiformes; Gruidae. Gene Ontology annotation, molecular function: histone H3K4 methyltransferase activity; protein binding. The record is from RefSeq and is a predicted model, not a curated record.